AUGAUUGUGGAAGUUUAUAAAGAAUAUGAACAAAAACAGGAAGUGUUGCAAUCGUCUAGUAAGCAAGAAACUAUUUACGUUAUUUACUGCAAUGACUGUUGCAAAGAGGUAGUGAUUGACGAAGAAUUGUGUCCUCACUUUAAGUAUGUGGAACCUCAACAGGAAAAAACUUCAACAGAGGAAUUAUUAGCAAGUUUGAUGCAGAAGGCUCCACCUCUAUGGGAUCAUAGACUUUCCAUUGAAGAGAGAGGAAAAACGAUUAAAGACAAGUUAUGGCUCCAAGUUUUUACAGAAAUGGAAGGACAUUUUGCAUCAAUCAGUGAUAUGCAGAAGAAGUGGAAGAAUAUGCGUGAAUAUUUUCAUUAAAGUAAAAUCGGAGAUGGAUUGUUACAUUCCCAGCGGAUCCGGAACAAAAAAGAAAAUUAAAACGUG
Molecule: messenger RNA, 432 nt
Organism: Psylliodes chrysocephalus
Lineage: Eukaryota; Metazoa; Arthropoda; Insecta; Coleoptera; Chrysomelidae
Source: the annotation of a GenBank genome assembly